Messenger RNA from Hibiscus syriacus, 1397 nucleotides. Its product is annotated as U-box domain-containing protein 8-like. The transcript has a single exon. NCBI's taxonomy places the organism in Eukaryota, Viridiplantae, Streptophyta, Magnoliopsida, Malvales, Malvaceae. Gene Ontology annotation, biological process: protein ubiquitination. Gene Ontology annotation, molecular function: protein binding; ubiquitin-protein transferase activity. The record is from RefSeq and is a predicted model, not a curated record. Gene Ontology annotation, cellular component: nucleus; cytoplasm. Bases 122 to 1222 code for a protein of 366 amino acids.
AAUUGAGAAACAAAGUUCUUCCCUUUCUCUCUCCCCACAGCUUCCAAAAACCUCAUAAAUCCUCGUUUUUUUCGAAACUCUAAGAAGGAAAGCCGAGUCUUUUAACCGAGUUGGAAGCGAGAUGGCAACUCAGCUCCCUGACGAUUUCAAGUGUCCAAUAUCUCUUGAGAUAAUGUCCGACCCGGUUAUCCUUCCAUCCGGUCACACCUUCGACCGGGUAUCAAUCCAACGGUGGCUAGACGCUGGUCAUUGGACUUGUCCGAUUACCAAACUGCCCUUGCCUGAACACCCUUGUCUCAUCCCGAACCAUGCACUUCGCUCCUUAAUUUCCAACUAUACCCUCGUCGCUCCGUCAAAGUCACAGCCAUGGCCUCAGCCCCAAACCGUCAUCUCUGUUCUGAUCUCUCCAUCGUCCCCUAUCGAAACCAAGCUUAACUCUAUCGCGCAGUUCGCUAGACUCACCAAACAUGACUCGUCACUUCGCCGUAUGCUAACCGAGUGGGGAGCAGCCCCUACGGUUCUCAGGUGUGUCGGCUCGGAUGAUUCGAAUUUACAGGAAAAGGCGCUCUCUUUACUCCUUAAUCUCAGCCUAGAAGAUGAUAACAAAGUGGGUUUAGUCGCGGAAGGCGCGAUUAACCGGGUCGUCAAGGUCUUGCGUCUUGGGUCACCCGAUCGCAGAGCCAUAGCUGCAACAAUUAUAACGAGUUUAGCCGUCGUGGAAGUCAAUAAAGCAACGAUAGGAGCAUACCCGGAUGCGAUUCAGGCAUUGGUUUGGCUUCUGAUUUCAGGGAAAGGAAGGGAAAAGAAAGAGGCAGCAACGGCUCUUUAUGCAAUUUGUUCAUUUUCUGAUAACAGAAGGAGAGCUAUCGAUUGCGGGGCGGUGCCGAUACUGAUCGGAUUAUUGGAUUCUGGCUUGGAAAGGGCAAUUGAAGUGUUGGGAGUAUUGGUGAAAUGUAAAGAAGGGAGAGAAGAGAUGAUGAAGGUCAAUGGGUGUGUCAAGGUUUUGGUUCAAGUUUUAAGGAAUGGGAGUUCAAGGGGAAUUCAAUAUGGGUUGUUUACAUUGAAUUGUUUGUGUCAUUGUGGCGAAAGGCUGUGUUUCGAAGCGAUGAACGAAGGGGUUUUGGAGAUUUGUAUGGGGUUAAUAAAGGAAGAGAACGAGAAGAUAAGGCGAUACACUUCGAGUUUGGUUCAGACAUUGAGAGACAAUCAUGCUAUUGGAUGAAUUUAAAAAACUUUCAGUGCUGGAAAUGGGGGUGAGUUGUUGUUGUAGUUCAGUUCACAGUUUGAUUGUACAAUAGGAAACACAUAUUAGAUUUUUGUAUCCACGUAUAUCUGAAAUAAAGGGGAAAAACAUGGUUGAAGGAGAGUGCUUGUUGGUUCUCCCUCAGAAAUUUUUG